Messenger RNA from Didymodactylos carnosus, 1125 nucleotides. Lineage: Eukaryota; Metazoa; Rotifera; Eurotatoria; Philodinida; Philodinidae. The record is from the annotation of a GenBank genome assembly.
AUGACGUGUCAGGCACGUACAAUGGACUUUAAUCUUCGUCUUGAUCGUCUCGAGUGCGCUUUACGAUCCAAACAGUUUCAUCAACGUAUGAAACAAUAUCGGAAUGGGGUACGUACUACCAAGUCACCAUUACGAGCAUUGAUUGGCACAAGAAUAAAUGCAAAGACAAAAGUAUCAAAAUGGAACAAUAGUUUAGAAAUCCAUAAUUAUUCCAGAUUAAGCGAUAUUCGUCCACCGUUAACCUAUAAACAGUUAGUCAAACAGGCCAUUCUUGAAUCGCAAAACAAACAAUUAACAGUACAACAAAUUUAUGAAUGGAUUCAAGAAAAAUUUACAUUUUAUGAAAGAACAAAGCAAAAAUGGCGGAAUGCUGUACGGAAUACUUUGACGGUAGAUGACUGUUUUAAACGUAUUAAACGUGGCCUAUGGACUUUGAAUGAGACACAACAUUCACAAGAUGAAAGACCGACUAGGAUGACACAAUUAUCAUCAUCGAAUGAUGAAGCACCAUUACCAUUAUCCGGUCGUUUGUCUACAAAAGAAAAUGAUUAUCUACGAGAAGAACUGACAACAAUACUGUCAUUAAAAGUUGAAGAUAAUGCAUCAAGUAACGAUCAAUUUCCAAGAUCUUUAUCUAAAGAUUAUGGUUCAGAAUUGUCGAAACACGAUUAUGAUGAUAUUAAUGAACAAAUGAAUGAUUUUUGUAUUGAAACAUUGACAACGACAAGCGAUCACAAUCAAGAUAAACCUUUUGAUGAACUAUCAUCUUAUCCAACCUUAAUCAUUGAUUCAGCAUGUACUUGCAUACUUAACGAGAUGAUGGAUUUAUCGAACGAUAUGAAGGACUCUGAUUCAAUAUCCAGUACUAUGGAGAGUUCUAAAUCAAUAACAAUAAUGAAUAAUAGAAAUACGGAUGAAAUAGGCUCAUCAAUCGAUUUAAAUAAUGUUAAUUUCGAUCAAUUAAAAUCAAUGUAUCUUGAAUGCGUUGAAAAACUAAAGCAGAAUGAAACCGUUAUUGGAAAUACCAGUGUAAGAAUAAAACAAGAACGACAACCAAAAGAAGUUGAAAUAACAACGACCAGACCAAAUUUUAUACCACCAGAACGUAAGAAAAAAAAUAAAUGA